UCUACUUUAAAUCAUAGUUGUAUUAUAGUGUUGCGUGGCAAGUACAUUUUGAGCUUGGCAAGUUUUUGGCACAUCCCUCGCAUCCUCGUCAGUCGUCCUUCUUCCUUCGAACAGACGACAGACGCCGCUUUCGCGGUUCAUUUCAGCGCGCACGUCACGCAUUUUCGCACGCGCUUUGACAUGAUUGGAUGCGACUGCAAUUAUAACCGUGACUUGUUCUUCCGCGGUGUCAAAAAAUCCCGAAGGACUGACGCGCGACCACGUCAGUGAUGUCCUGCCUGAGCGCGCUGCGUUGGCAAAUAACGACACUGUUCUCGGUACCUCAGGAGUUGCUGCUUCUGCGACACAAGGUCUUCCGCGAAUACGCCAAGAUCGCGGUCGGACCGGAUUUUAUUCACACAUUUCCCUCAAUCUUGAUUCUGACGGCCGCAAUAGUCAUCCUGUGGAAACAUCCUCCGUCCAAUGGUCGAUUUCUACAUCUUUUAGGCGCAACUUUCGUGUACAGAGCUUUUCAGGUAUCAGUCAGCUGGCUCGCGAUUAAUGCGCUUUUAUGGCUGUGGCUGAUCCUCCAGAGUGUGCUCUACUGCAGCAUCUGGUAUUAUUGGAGUUACGAGUCUGAGCAACGACAGGUUCUGUAUCGCGCCUGGUGGCAACGUCUCUGGUCCUCGUAUUAUCCCGCUCGUGUGCAACCGUCGGUGGUAUCAACUGAAUUUAUCAGUUGGAUUAUCGCAAUGUCGAUAACGACAACCGCACUAGGAUUUGCGGUUUAUAUGGAUCGCGUGGCAUCUAUCAUCAAGAAGAUUCUGAUUAAAGUUCGAGAUGUACUUGUGAUGGCGAUCUGUUAUGUCAAGCAGCCAUGGGAAAGAGCCGAAGCUGAAGAGAUAAUGAUAAAUACCGAGACGAACAUGAUGGAGGACAGCGAGAUCGGUUCAAUUCCCGACGAUACUCCUUCGGAGAUGUCGGUCGAUACGAAUGGUCCGACGUCAGGGGACGUGCAUCAGAUCUCUUACAGGACUAACUGGAUACCGCAGCCAAAUUUCGCCACGUUCAAGGAAGCUCAUCGAAAGAUAUCGAUGAAGUCUUUUCACACGGUAGCAGGCGUAAACGAUAUUCAGGAUUCCGAUAAGAUCGCCGCGAAGCAAGCGCGACACCGACGUGGCUGUCACACCAUGAUACCUAGCAAUUCUAGUGAUCAGUCGAGUGAACAUUGAGGGAAUGAUCUGUCGGUCUCGCUGAAUGUGUCUCUCGAUAAUUGAAUCGUACUUAACGCCGGGCAAAUUUAUUUCGAAUAUAGCUCAUAAAAACUAGAAAAUAUUCGCUUCAAUUCGUGCAAGUAUCGCGCCGUGGCUCGUAUAUCACUAAACUCCAAUAUUUUCUACAUUAAGUUUAUACUAAAUUUCUGACAGAAGUAUUUUGAGAAAUGUAU
This is a messenger RNA of Odontomachus brunneus, 1426 nucleotides long. RefSeq lists its product as uncharacterized. The transcript has 5 exons. Bases 270 to 1211 code for a protein of 313 amino acids. The record is from RefSeq and is a predicted model, not a curated record. NCBI's taxonomy places the organism in Eukaryota, Metazoa, Arthropoda, Insecta, Hymenoptera, Formicidae.